Messenger RNA from Melitaea cinxia (Glanville fritillary), 1225 nucleotides. Its product is annotated as alpha-tocopherol transfer protein-like. Gene Ontology annotation, molecular function: phosphatidylinositol bisphosphate binding. Gene Ontology annotation, cellular component: membrane. Lineage: Eukaryota; Metazoa; Arthropoda; Insecta; Lepidoptera; Nymphalidae. The transcript is spliced from 6 exons. The record is from RefSeq and is a predicted model, not a curated record. Bases 70 to 996 code for a protein of 308 amino acids.
AACAAUCGGUCGGGCGUGUUCUACAUAAUCAACCGUAAAGCUUUGAUAGUCACACACGUAAACAAAGUUAUGGAUACAAUACCAAAAGAUAAUUUUAUCGAGUUCAAUACAAACACUCUUGAGUUUAUCAGAAAACAAUAUGAUUUGGAAACACCAGAAAGAAUUGAGGAAGCUAUCAACCUAUUAGAAGAUUGGAUAAAGAAGCAACCUCAUUUUAUGAAAAAAGACUUUUCAAGAGACUACUUGGAGAGAACAAUAAUCAUAUCCAAAGGAUCUGUGGAAAGAGCUAAAAUCAAGCUUGACAGACUUUGUACUUUUAGAACAAUAUAUCCUGAGUUUUUCGAAGUACACGAUGUUAGAACUCUUAAAACUAUAAAUGAUUUACAAGGCGUUUUUCUUCCAAAAAUGACAUCGGAUCAUUACAGAAUCUAUUUAGCAAAAAAUAAAGCAAAAUGUUUCGAAAAAGGAUUACAUGACUUUUAUCGAUAUUUCUUUAUGCAAUGUGAGUACAUCCAAGCUCACGAUUACUGUAACGGAGUAGUGGUCAUACUCGACUUUCGAGACGCAAAUGUGAUGGAAACGCUGAAAGUUCUCAACGUCACCGAUAUGCGGAAUGCAUUGGAUGUUAUGAAGGAUGGAUAUGGUAUGAGAAUAAAUGGAUUACACUUUCUAACAGAUUCGAAGGCGAUGGAUGCUAUCGUCAAUGUAUUCAAGCAAGUAUUCAGUGCAAAGGUAGCCGGAAGAUUACUAACACACACAAGUUUGGACACAUUAUACCAGUAUGUGCCUAAAGACCUUUUACCCAAGGAAUAUGGUGGUAAAGAAAAAUCUUUCACCGAAAUCCAAGAUAAUUUUCUAGUUGAACUUGCUUCCAAAGAAUUUACUGCUUACUUGAACGAAAUGAGUAAAGCUUACACUAAUCAAGAUCUGCGAAGAGACAACGACGGUUACGAUUUGGGUCUACAGGGCUCUUUCAGAACAUUAAGUGUUGACUGACCCGCAUAUCUUGCGAACUACUGCACCAUAUAUUAUAAUCCUUUUUUUUAUUCGUUUUUGUCAAUCAGACUAAUAUCAAUAAUUAUUCAGAAGAUUGUAUAAAAGAAAAUAAAAAAUCGUUUUCCUCAUUACAAAAAAUAUGGCGGCGUGAAGUUCACCGGGUCAGCUAGUUUUUAAUUGAUUGGUGUUGUUUAGGAGAUUAAGAAAUAAACUAUACAAAUUUUUUGAA